CAAGUGAACUGCUCAAGCGGCCGCAUGGCACCAUGGAGUCUAAUUUGCUGCCAAAUGACAGUACAUAUCAUCCUGAGACCGGCCUGUCUGUGCCGCAAGUGGCCAUAUGGAUGGUUUUCAUCACCAUCUUUAUGGACACGCUAGCGGCCACCAUCUCCACCCCAGCAUUGCCUUACUAUGCGCGGUCCUUCCAUGUCAAUAAUGCCGCGGUGGGAUACCUCUACGCUUCCUGGAGCUUCACUUCGGCGUUCUGCGCCCCGAUGCUGGGCCGCCUCUCUGAUCGCUUCGGGCGGAGGACCAUUCUGCUGGCAUCCUUGGUGGGCGCCGGCGUGGCCAACCUGGGCCAGGCCUGCGCGGGCACCUACUACCAGCUGCUGGUGUGGCGAGCCUUCUCGGGGGUGUGGGCGGCUGUGGGCAACUCUGCGCAGGUCUACUUGAGCGACGUGUGCUCCCCCACGGUUCUGGGGGACUACAUGUCCAAGCUUGCCGCGGUUCCAAGCUUGGCCAUGACCUUUGGCCCGGGCCUGGGGGGCGGCUUGUCCAAGUUCGGGCUCAACGUGCCUGUGUUGGUCGAUGGGGCUUUGUCCCUGGCGGCUGCAGCGCUCUGCUGGGUCUACCUGCCGGAGUCACCUGUUUGGUCCAAGGAGACUCAGGGUGGGACUUCCCCCAAAGCCGCCCCCAAGGGCGGCACGUCUAUGAGCGUCAAGGUGCUGUGUAUGUCUGGCUUCUUUGCCGGCAUCGGCUUUGGCACUGUCGUGUCCAUGACUGCCAUCUUCCUGGAUGCCAAGCUCAGCUUCGAUUCGCUGCACGUGGGCUUCACUUUCGUUCUGUCGGCUCUUGCCACGCUGGCUACCAGCAUCUGGGGCACCAGUCCGCUACAGAAGAUGUUGGGGCUCAAGAGCUGCGCCGUGUGGGGCUCACUUUUGAAUGGCGUCUUUAUCCUUGCGAUGGCAGUUGUGCCCGGCGUUUGGCCCACCCUAUUGUUCCUUUGCCUGUCUAGGGUGGCCAUGACCUUGCGCUCGGGCAGCAAUGGGACGAUCCUCACAAAGUUCACUGACGCCUCGAACCGGGGCACUGUCUUUGCCCAGCAGCAGUUUGCUAUGAACAUGGGGCGGCUGGUUGGCCCGGUGGUGGCAGGCCACCUGGCGGUCCACGACCCGGUGCUGCUGCCCUGGGCGUUGGCGGCGGGCUGCAGCGUGGUCUCGGCGCUGGUGCUGCUGGCGGUCCAGAUGCCGGCGGAUGGAGCCGCGUCUCCGGACAAGCGCCUGCUGCGGGGCUUCACGGAUCUCGGCGACGCAGCGCAACUGGAGUACGGCAGUGCGGAGGAUUGCCGCGCCUUGGGCAACUACGUGGGGGAUCUGCUGGCGAAGCGGCGGUACCGCUGGGUCUCCCGGAGGGAGGCAAUCUACAGUAUGUUGGACAAACUAUUGCCAGAGCUCUCGGCCGACGCGGGGAAUCAUCGUGAAGAUUUGGAGCGCUUGAUGAAGCAUGUGGAACUGAUUCAAAAGGAUUUUCAAGGUGGCGUCCAAUGCAGAGAGUGCUGAUAUAUAGCUGUGAUGUAUGCGGAGGGUAAAGCAAAGCAAACCGGGCUGCGUUUUGCACUCACAAUUGUUUACAGUUUCCGGGGGGCACUAGUUCCGCAGAGCAGCAGUUAGCUGUGCACUUGCAUGCUCGCCCGGCACUCAUGGCCAUAUUGAUUUUGAAAAAUGUCCUGGGA
Messenger RNA from Effrenium voratum, 1717 nucleotides. NCBI's taxonomy places the organism in Eukaryota, Dinophyceae, Suessiales, Symbiodiniaceae. The record is from the annotation of a GenBank genome assembly.